CGUGGCGGCGGUAUUAACGCGUCCUGACAACGACAACAACAAAAAGCGAUCGUUUGUGUUUAUUCAGCGUUUUUUAUCGCUUUUCCCUCAGCUUUAAUGACUUAUUACGCUUUUAUUCCGUACUGGAAAUUAAGCUGUAGUAUAAACUAAAGCGAAAACGCUCCGUUUUAAAGACAACACCGGGAACCUGGAGCAGCUGAGAGUCCUGGCAUCUGAUGGCAUGCAAAGACAGACACUAUGAUCAAGAAUUAUGAUGAAGAACAGUCUGAAUUGUGAGACGUUAACUGCGUUCAUAACAGUCAGAAUACAAAGCAAGAUAUAAAGUUGCAAUUAUGACGGAGGGACGGCAGUGUCAGGUGCUUCUGCUGGAUGACAGACAGCUAGAACUGCUUGUCCAGCCCAAACUAUUGUCUAGAGAUCUCUUGGACAUGGUCUCAUCCCAUUUCAGCCUGAAGGAAAAGGAGUAUUUUGGAAUUUCAUAUACUGACACAAAUGGUCAGACAAGUUGGCUGCAACUGAACCGGAGAGUACUGGAGCACAACUUUUCCAAAAAGACUGGACCACUCGAGCUCAAAUUUCAUGUUAGGUUUUACAUCGAGAGUGUCGGAUUAUUGAAAGAUACCAGUACAGUGGAGCUGUUUUACUGGAAUGCUAAGUCUUCUGUUUACAAUGGAAGUGUCGAAUUGGAGAGUGAACAUGUUUUUAAGUUAGCUGCGUUCGUGUUGCAGGAGGCAAAAGGGGACUACACAAGUGAUGAAAGUGCAACAUCAGACUUGAAAAAGCUGCCCGUGUUUCCCACAGCUGUUUUAAAGGAGCACCCAUCCCUGGCCUAUUGUGAAGGCAAAGUCCUCGAGCAUUACAAAACCCUCAAAGGGCUCACCCGAGGAAAGGCCAUAGUACAGUAUCUCCUGUUAGUGGAAUCUUUACCUUCAUAUGGUGUUCAUUAUUAUGAAGUGAAGGACAAGCAGGGAAUUCCGUGGUGGUUGGGAAUCGGCUACAAAGGCAUUGCCCAGUACGAUCAACAAGACAAGCUAAAACCCAGAAAGGUCUUUCACUGGAAGCAGUUGGAGAACUUGUAUUUCCGUGAGAAGAAAUUUGCAGUUGAGGUCAACGACCCUCUCAGGAGAGCAUCAUCCAAGUCCACUUUUGGCCAGUCUGGACAUACGAUCCACACGUGGUAUGCCAGCCACUCGCUGAUAAAAACCAUCUGGGCUAUGGCCAUCAGCCAGCACCAAUUCUACCUCGACUGCAAACAGAGCAAAUCUAAAAUAAGCACAUCUAAGAAUCUGGGAGACUUCGCCAUGGACCUUACAGAUAAUGGUGCUUCAAGAGUCAGCAAGCUGGUGAGUGGAGAAGGCAAAGACCAGCUCAUCAUGGCCAGCAAUGGAAGCUUGGCCUCUGCAGGUUCUGCAGAUUCUGAGGUUAAUGAGGAGCUGAAGAAAGAGAAGAUUGUGGAGCUGAAGAAGAAAGCAGAUAGCCUUCAGGAACUUCUAACUCAGAACUUGAGUGAGCUUAAGAAGAUCUGCCUCAGAGAAGCAGAACUGACAGGCAAAUUGCCUAAAGAAUAUCCUUUAGCAUCAGGAGAGAAGCCUCCUACUGUUAGAAGACGUGUAGGAACUGCUUUCAAGCUUGAUGAUCUUUUCCCUUAUGAUGCGGACCCUCACAUAAGGAACUUAGAAAGCCAAUUUGCUCUUCAGCAGAAGAUUGUAGAAGCGGCAAAGAAGCUUGCCAAUGAAACGGAACUCUGUAAAACUGUGAAGAAGAAACGAAGGAGGAACUUUGAAGAUGCUAAGAGGACCCUUCAACAGAUUGAGAAUGAAAUUAAUGACUACAGAGUGAAAACGGGCAAGAAACCUACGCAAAGGGCCUCUGUGAUUAUUGAUGACAUGAAUGCAGCAGAACUCAGCUCACUAUCUGACAGCUUAAACCUGGAUGAUGAUGAGGCAUUCGUAGUACAACGGCAGCGUUCCCGUUCAGUCCAGUGUUCUCCACGGCCUCCAGACAGCCUCAGCAUUCCAUAUCAUUCCGAUCGCAGGGUCUCAGAGCAACCACACAACUCUGACGGAAUAAACUACGGUGAAGUCCAAGAACCUUACCCCUACGUUAACCAAGUCACUUUAUCACCGCACAACAGCCCGUUUUACGCUUCCUCCAGACAAGCAGGAAACUCCCGCAGCAUGCCUCCUACACCCCAGCUGACCCGCAACGCCUUUAGCAGCAUCCAGCUCAGGUGUGAGGAGGACACGCCUGAGCACUUCCGUCAGCGCAGUGGCAGUCUCGAGUCUCAGUCACUCUUUGCCUCAGAGUGUGACGGCCCCGAGCCCGUGUUCACAAUCAACACUGGUGCCCGACGCAGCAACAGCACUGAGGUACUUGACGAUGUCUCCUCACACACCAGCCAGUCAAGCACGGAGUACUGCGGCCAUUCGCGCGCUCGAAACCGCCACCGUCGAGGGAGAGAUUACACCACCUAUGCUAAUACAGGCAGCAUGCCCAACUUGGCACAGAAUGAUUCUCGCUGCUACACCCACAAGCCACCGACCAGACCCACCACAACAGCCUACUACGUCACUGGAUACCCCUGCUUCGCGGAUCCGUACACCAAUGGAACCUAUGCAUAUGAGGACGAGACGGCAGGCCAUUAUAGCGUAAAUCCUUCCUACCAGGCUCUGUCGUACAAUACACAGGAACCAUACGGUGACUAUAAUCACACUGAGAUGGACCCCAUGAGCCAGAAUCCAUAUGCCACACUGAGGCAGCCAAGGAGUCGACCGCCAUCGAGGAAUGAAAACCUAUCAAAGGGCAUGCAGAGGGCCAUGGUGGCCGAGCACUUACGAGGCUGGUAUAACCGGAACGCAACGCACAGGCAGAUGCCGUACGAGUACGAGAGGGAGUCCCAGCAAGUCCUGCCCUACAGGGUGACGCCACCUAUUUAUGGCUAUAAUGAUCGCAACCCCUUAUACGCCUCAGUUUCUCCAGCAUCUAACACGGGGAACUGGCGUGAUCACUUGUCCGUGGGUUUAUCGGAAUACAACAUGGGCCUUCAUCCACAGCAUGCCUAUAGCUACAAUUCUGUCCAUCAGACUCACCUUCCACACAGCCGCCACCAGCCACAUCUUCUAGCUCCGCCCCCAGGCCCCAGAGCUCCAUCUCCAUUUGCUAGGAGGAGCCCAGCUCCAGGAACUUUAGACAUGCCUGGUGCUGUUGCCAGUGGUUAUGACCAGGACUUUUAUUACACUCAGUGCUAGUGCAACUUGCAGCACUAAACAAUGUGGUCAUACAUAGAUGUACACCAGAUGGAUUCAUACCUGAGUAGCCCUGUGGACAGUUUUGACUCUGAGGAUCAGACACUUUACUGGCACGAAGACUCCAAGCCUGGAACAAUAGUGUAGGAAAUUAAGACGACUACUUUAUGCUUUGUGCCUUAUUUUUUUGACGUGUUCCAAGCAUCAGUGUUUCAAAGACUGUUGCCAGGCCAGGAUUGUGUGUGACAGCGUUCAGCCAUCUCAGAGAGCAUGAGUGCGUAACAGGGACCAAAACAGGCCUUUGAGACACUCUGGAGAGCAACACAUUUUGUGUGUGUGGUGCUAAGCACUUCUGGACCCUGGCCUGGCCUGGCCUGCCCUGACGAAUGCCUGCUGUGGAAUUUCUUCAGGAUUUGUUAAUAUUGUAAUGGCGAUUGGGAUGAGGAAGGAGGUACUCGAGCCAAAUAUCCUGGACUAUUCCAUUGCCAUGGACGGAUAUUACAAUCGUAAAUCCUCUUCAUGAACACAAAGCACAUAUUAAUAUGAAGGACUAAACUCAGCUGGUUUCUGUUGUGUGAAGCUUUUCCUAUUUUUUUAGAUCGUUUAAAGAAACCGAAGCAUUAACUUUUUAUAUUGAAGUUAAUUCUUCUGUAGGAAAAUCAUUUUUUACAAAUGUAUUAUAUAUAAUUAUGCCUAAAAUUGGAUUCACAAGGGCUUAUAACAUGGUUAUGCAACAAAAUAGAAGUUCAUUCAGUAUUUUCUUUUCUCCCCAAGUUACCCCACUCCAGCAGGUGUUGUUCUUUUAACCAUGUAUUUACUUACUGAAUUAUUUACACUCAUUAUUUAAAAUACACUGUGUUGCUUUACUAGUCUGCUGUGUGUGUGUGUGUGUAUGUAUAUAAAAAUAUAUUAUGAAAGAGCAGGAAUCUGUAUAAACAUAUUUACAGAUAAAUACCAGCAACAGACAUUCCUGAUGCUGUAUGUGUGUAAAUCAUGGCUUAAAGCCCACACUGUUUUAAUUCAUACAUUUUAAGUAUAGCUCUAAGUUGUGGAUUAGUUGUACCUUUUUUAUUUUUUUUUUUUUUUUUUUUUUUUUUUUUUUUUUUUUGUCCAAUAGCAAAAACCAAGGCCUGCCACUUUUCUCUUUCUCUACAGAAAGCUGUUUAUCUGUAUGUAAAUUCUGUACAAAGAGUUUAUUUUUGUCAUUUUUAAAGAGAUUCUUUUUCUAUGUGCUUUUUUAAAGUGUGUAAUAUAUAUAUAUAUAGUAAUCAGAA
Messenger RNA from Tachysurus vachellii, 4519 nucleotides. It is a transcript of the gene frmd4ba, whose product is annotated as FERM domain containing 4Ba. The record is from RefSeq and is a predicted model, not a curated record. Gene Ontology annotation, molecular function: cytoskeletal protein binding. Gene Ontology annotation, biological process: establishment of epithelial cell polarity. Gene Ontology annotation, cellular component: bicellular tight junction; cytoskeleton; adherens junction. NCBI's taxonomy places the organism in Eukaryota, Metazoa, Chordata, Actinopteri, Siluriformes, Bagridae. The coding region runs from base 333 to 3248 and encodes 971 amino acids. The transcript is spliced from 25 exons.